AUGUUCGCCAAGAUCGCUGUCCUCUUCACCGCCUCCAUGGCCGUCCUCGUCGCUGCUGGCGACAUCAACGACUCUUGCAACACCGGCGCUGUCCAAUGCUGCAACACUUCCUACGCUGCUGGCACCAAGGAGGCUAACCUCCUCGCUAGCCUCGUCGGCGUUGUCGCUGGUGCUAUCACCGGCCAGGUCGGUGUCAACUGCACCCCCGUCAGCGUUCUCGCCAUUGCUGGCAACUCCUGCUCUACCCAGCCCGUCUGCUGCACCAGCAACCACUUCAACGGUCUCGUCAACGUUGGCUGCAACCCCGUCAACGCCAACCUCUAA
This is a messenger RNA of Psilocybe cubensis, 324 nucleotides long. RefSeq lists its product as uncharacterized. NCBI's taxonomy places the organism in Eukaryota, Fungi, Basidiomycota, Agaricomycetes, Agaricales, Agrocybaceae. The transcript is spliced from 4 exons. Bases 1 to 324 code for a protein of 107 amino acids. Gene Ontology annotation, molecular function: structural constituent of cell wall. Gene Ontology annotation, cellular component: fungal-type cell wall. The record is from RefSeq and is a predicted model, not a curated record.